Bacillus rossius redtenbacheri is the source of this 5405-nucleotide messenger RNA. Its product is annotated as fibronectin-like. The record is from RefSeq and is a predicted model, not a curated record. Gene Ontology annotation, molecular function: protein binding. The coding region runs from base 65 to 5272 and encodes 1735 amino acids. NCBI's taxonomy places the organism in Eukaryota, Metazoa, Arthropoda, Insecta, Phasmatodea, Bacillidae. The transcript is spliced from 21 exons.
CGACCUGAGGUACCCCCAGCGCAGUGCGCAGUUCCGUUCAGUUCUCGGACGCCACGCCAGCGCGAUGGAGCUCAGGUUAAUAACAGUCUGGGCCCUACUGCUGUUACAAAUUUAUGGAGUCACGUGUACUGCAGAUGAAGUUACUCCAGACGCCGGCCUGAGGGUAAGCAACUACACCGCACACACGGUGACGGUGGCCUGGGCCCGCCCCGGCGCCGUGCAGCUGUGCUGGCAGCGCCUGCCUCCGGGGGACUCGGCCCCCGUGUGCGAGCGCCCAGCCCCGGGAGCCACCAGCCACGAGCUGCGACUGGGCGAUGCCUGCCUCGACUACAACAUCACCCUCGCCGCGGCUGGCGGACCCACUCUGUCCCUCGAGUUCUCCGCAGCGCGCGGCGGUAAAGGUCCCGGCAUGCCGCGCGCCCUCGAGGGCCGCUGGUCGUCUGGCGGCGUGGCGGCGGUCCAGUGGGCCCCGGGCAGCCUCUGCGUGGCGCUAUACUCGCUGCGGCUCUCCGGCGGCGAGGUGGUGGUCGAGGACCGGGUGCUCGGCUCAAUGAGAAGCUACGAGAAGUCUGGGCUGCCGGCCUGCGCUGGGCUCAACGUGUCCGUGAGGGCGCUCGACGCCACUGGCCGCGCCUCGCUCCCUGCCAGCAUAGCCCUGCUGCCGCUGGAAACAGCGCCCGGGGCGGUGAGCGACCUGGCGGUGGUGGGGUCGCGGACCCGCCGUGUGGACCUCGCCUGGACACGGCCGCAGAGACCUGACUGCCUGCGCGGGUACUCGGUGUGCUGGCGGCCGAGCGAGCACCACAACGAGAAUUGCACAAAACUUGCCGAAACGCAUCGCAGUCACUUGUGGCACCGCAUCGAGCCCCUGCAAGCUAGCGCCGAGUACAUGGUGCACGUGGCCUCGUUGGGCGCCGGUGACCUGCAAGCCAUCAGCCCCCCACUGGAGCUCCACACAGGUCCUGAGCCGGUAGCGAACUUGACUGUGAACGACCUUGGCACCCACGAGGCCAGCGUGAGUUGGAAGGCCCCUGCACGCGCCAAGCUGUACUCGGUGUGCUGGGGCCCGUGGUCCGGCCGGGGGCGCCACUACUGCCUCAACACCUCUGAGACAGCCGCCACCUUGACGGACCUGCGCGGAGUCGGUGGUGGCGAGAACUACACGGUGUUGGUGUGGGCGGUCGGUCCUGGCGGCGGUGCCUCCGACACGACAGUCCUCACCCUGCGGAAGCCCAGGCCCUUGGAGAGCUUGGCGCUCGCCGGUGACACGCACGACUCCAUGAGCGCGAGCUGGAGCCGCCCCCUGGCUGGCCUGGAGGCCGUGGAGGUGUGCUGGGCUCGGCUGGGCAGCAACAGCAGCGGCGAGGAGUGUGCCAGGGUGUCCCCCCGCGCGGCACCACACAACAUCACCGGUCUCUGGCCGUGCCACUGGUACAACGUGACAGCGCGCGGCGUGCUGUCAGACGGGACCAGGUCCGAGCCAGUCAGCGCCCAGCACUACACCGCUCCCGACGGUUACAUGCCCGACGGAGGGCUGGAGGACCUGGACUCGGGCUUCGAGGGGUCCCAGAUGGCAGUGCGAUGGCAGCUCCAGGAAGGCUGCACCGCGUAUGUGGAGGUGUGCUGGGGGGUGGUCGACGACCUAGAGCACGGCGUCAACUGCUCCACUGUGCCCGGCCACCGGUCCAAGACGUCACUCGACGGUCUCAAGCUUUGUUCCAACUACUCCAUCAUCGGCACCGCCCUGUCGCCCAACGGCACCCGCAUCAACUCAAUCACCGCCUACAAGUCCUCAGGUAGCGGCGCACCCCGCGACGUGACAGCAGUCAUAGAGAGCCCGGGCACUCUCCGAGUCACGUGGCGGCCGCCCGCGCCCGAGGAGGACUGUGUCCUCAAGUACCAGCUGGAGAAUACGGAGCUGCCCGCCAAUGCCACGGAGCAUGUGCUGACGGACCAGCCUCUCUGCGUGUACAGCCUCUACCCGCUGCUGACCUACGCCCCCGAUGUCACGGAACCGCGGUUCACACCCGUGUACGCGCAGUCCGGCAUCAGCGCUCCAGGGCCAGUGAGAAGUGUCACCGUCUUAGUUGCCCGAUCUCACUAUAUCCACAUCGGCUGGGAGAACCCGAAAAAGCGCGAACAGUGCCUGAAGAAAUACUCUGUAAGCUGGCGGGAUGCCAACUCGACCAUUCAGCAGAGUGACUCAGUAGGGAUGAUGUUGUACCCGAGGUACACAAUCUCAGGGCUGGAGUCGUGUACCGAGUACACCAUUGAGGUGACGUCAGUCGGCGGCAAUGCCACAUCAAAUGCCACCAGCAUAACUGCACUCACUGGUCCCGAGGCGGUGGGUGGCAUGAAGGCACGGCAGCUGGACCCGGAAACUGUCGACGUGACGUGGAGCGGGACCCCCUGCACCUCGCUGUACUCUGUGUGCUGGGGGGCCUGGGAAGGCAACGGCUCGCACAGCUGCGUGAAUGUCAGCGCGAGCGGGGCCCAAGUGUUCGGCCUGGUGAAUCUACGCCGAGGCGGGAGGUACACCGUCAUCGUGAAUGCCAUCGGCCAGACGGGCAGUGUCUCCGAUGCGACUAUCUUGAUCCUCGAAAAUAGCUGCCCCGUGAGCAACCUAACUGUGGCCAGCCACAACCGGGACUCGCUUUCACUGCGUUGGGACGACCUGAAGACCAGCUGCCAAAGGCGUGUCCACCGCUACGAGAUCUGUUGGCUCGACGUGUCCGAAGGCGCGAAGGAAUGCACCCAUGCCGCCCCAGGUUCCAGUGGAUACGACCUGCUGCACUUGGAACCCUGCAAGUGGUACAACAUCACGGUCACUAUCGAUUAUAUUGAUGGUGUGACAUCGGAGACAUCGAGCAUCUUGAAGUUUACUGGCAUCGAGUCCAAGGAAGAUCCCGACCCACCAACGUAUUUAGUGGCCUACGGAAACAAAGGAGUGGUGGUGCUGAGGUAUGAGGUCACCAACCAGACGGACAACUGUGUGGAGUACACGUCUGUGUGCUGGAUUGUGUCGACAAGUCCCACAUCGGAGCAGUGCAAGAUGGUCCCCAGUUACGAGAAUCAGCUCAUCAUCCAGAACGCACAGCCCUGUGCUUCGUAUUCCUUGAGCGCUUCGACGCAGACCGCAGAUGGUCGUCACUCUCCUGAAGAGAAGACCAACGUCACAAUGGGUCCUGUACCGCCCAGGAACGUCGUGGCACGAGCUCCCUCCCCGGGGACGCUGCUCAUCACAUGGGACCCACCGCUGCCAGGAAACGACUGUGUCGACCACUACGUCCUCGAGUCAGGCAUGUGGUGGAGUCAGUCUCUCUCCGACAACAUAUCGGCCGAUGCCACCGAGUACUUGGUCUCAGACCAGCCACUCUGCGAGUACAUCUUCUACCAGCUGUAUGCCGUCUCGGAGGUCGGAGAGGCCUCCGUGCACAGCCAGGUGUAUGCCUCGGCCGGGAUGGGAGCUCCAGGAGAGAUAAAUAACCUGACUGCUGUACAUGUGGCAUCCCACUCCAUACAUCUAGGAUGGUCCACCCCCGAGAGGUAUUACGAUUGUUUGAAGAAAUAUUCUGUCUGCUGGACUGAAAAAUCCCAAGUAAAUAAAACAUGCAGUGAACAGAAGGUGGUACCAUAUCCUCAUUACAGCAUUACAGGGCUUAAGUCCUGUACAGAAUACCACAUAAAUGUAUCUUCGCAAGGAGAAGAAAUACGGGGCAAUGUUUCCCAGUUACUUGUAAGCACAGGACCCGAACCAGUCAGAAACGUGACAGUUAAGGCCACUACUGAACUGGUGGCUGUGGAGUGGAUUCCUUCGCCAUGUGCAUCCACUUACUCGGUAUGCUGGGGCGAAUGGUCGGACAUGGGCAAUCAUAGCUGCCUGACAACCUCUGACAACUCUACCACCAUCACUGCCUUGGAGAUCCUGCACCCGCAUGACAAGUACACGGUCAUAGUACGUGCUGUCAGUGAUGUUGGGAGCACUUCUUCACCGUACAUAUUAGAACUCGUCAAGAGUUCCCUGGAGCUGACCUUGAAAGAGGUGAACGCCACGGAAGUGGUGGUGGCGUGGAACUACUCGCUCGCCGGGUCGCACCCGCUGCACUACGUCGAGGUCUGCACGAAGCUGGUGGGCGCCGGGGACCGGACGUGCGUGCGGCAGAACGCCUCGCUCGUGGGAGACGACGGCGGAGACGACGGGGAGGUGACCCUGUCUGGUCUGCAGCCUUGCAGCGCCUACGAGGUCCACGCCACGGCCAUGAGCUCCGAUGGCACGGAGCUGGACACAGCAAUCCUCGAUCUCUUCACGGGCCAGGCGGGCGAACAAGAAAAUGAUACGGAUAACAAGAUCACUGGCUUCGUGGUCACGGAAAUCACGUCGAGCACUGUGAAACUGGAAUGGGACGGGCUUGCGCGCAAGAGGUGCAUCCGGGGAUACAUGUUGGAGUUUGUGAACAAUGGAGAAUUAGUCACCGAAGAACUCAGCAACGACACCAACUCGUAUGUCCUUGAAGACGUUCCACCAUGCAUCCUGCUGGAAUUCAUGAUCUUCGCCGUUCUGCCCAACUUACAAUUCACCACGACGUCGAAGUUGAAAACCGACUCGGGGACUGCAGCACCCGGAGAAGUAGAAAAUGUAAAAGUAUACCACACGACUUCCACGUCCAUCCACCUGCAGUGGGACCCACCGAGGUACAACGACGACUGCCUGGUGAGGUACUUGGUGUGCUGGCGCGCGGAAGGUGAUGCGCAGGUGCAGAACUGUUCCGAGCAACCGCACACUUCCUACAACUCCUACAGCAUCGUGGGCCUCAAACCUUGCACCAACUACAGCUUUUCCGUGGCGGGAAUUGGCAGUGAGAAGGAUAUUGGGAAUGCCUCUUCCAUUGUGUGGUCCACAGGCCCGGACCAGGUGCAGUCCCUGGUGGCCGACGUGAUCAAGCCACACCAGAUGAACCUGACCUGGGGUGCCCCGGAGUGCGCGCACGGCUACAGGGUGUGCUGGGGCGCCUGGGCGGACCGGGGAGUCCACACGUGCCACGACGUCGCCGGCACGUCCCACGCUGUGGCCGGACCGAGCGACGGUGGCGCCUACACUGUCAUCGUGGAAGCCGUGGCCGAGCAGGGGCAGCUCUCCGACAUGUCGAUCGUCUCACUGAAUGGCACAGCAAUGACCACGUCGAACUUGGCCCAAGCUUCCGGCGCUGUGAACAAGACAGUGAGCGCGGUGGUAGAAGCUGCCACGAACUUGUCGCGGAGUCUUAGGCUGUGAAUACACUGAGAAGAAUCCCACGUUUCAAAAACAGCGAUCUCCCGAACUGAUCAUGAAGAUUCAAUUUUUGACAACUGUAAUAAAUGGCUUAUGCGAAAUAUUUGUCUACAAAUAAAUUUACUCUAAACUAUAA